Messenger RNA from Vanessa atalanta (red admiral), 4679 nucleotides. Its product is annotated as monocarboxylate transporter 3. The record is from RefSeq and is a predicted model, not a curated record. Bases 311 to 2239 code for a protein of 642 amino acids. The transcript is spliced from 9 exons. Gene Ontology annotation, molecular function: monocarboxylic acid transmembrane transporter activity. Lineage: Eukaryota; Metazoa; Arthropoda; Insecta; Lepidoptera; Nymphalidae. Gene Ontology annotation, biological process: transmembrane transport; monocarboxylic acid transport.
AGUACACUCGCAACCGGCGACGAAGGCACGCGCUGCCAUUUACAAACAAACUUAUGACGAUAAUAAAUAAACUUAAAAUAAUCUUAUCAUUAUAGUUUUAAGAAGUGUUUAUAAACAUUUGGGCUUUAUGUCUUUAACCCUAAUGUGCUAAAAGUUGCCUAAAACGCGGUAGUGAAACCGACGCGUUUACGCAUAUGCUAAUAAGCCGGCAUUACGGAGAAUUCGAAAUUUGUAUUAGUGAAGGUUUACGAGUUUGGCGAAUUUGGCACUUAAUAGUGCUAUCCUCUAGGAGUGCAUUGCGGGAUUUACUAUGGUGCAGCGGGUAGCUACAGAUGAGCGUCCAUUCGAGACGCCCUCAUCUGACGAAAGCGGCCUGGGUAGAAGCGACUCCCCCAGCGAUGAUUCGGAGCCAGAAGCGGCACUGGUGGUACCACCAGAUGGCGGUUGGGGUUGGGUCAUAGUGGCUGCAUCAUUCAUGUGCAACUUUCUUGUGGAUGGGAUUAUUUUUUCUGGAGGGAUGCUACUAGAACCCAUUCAGAAAGAAUUCAAUGCGAGCGGUGGACAAGUGGCACCAGUUAAUUCCUUACUCGCUGGAUUUUACCUGUUAGCUGGUCCGUUUGUUUCGGCGUUAGCUAACAAAUACGGUUUCCGGGUGGUGACAAUAAUCGGAAGUGUGAUAUCGAGUGCCGCCUUCGCUAUCUCCUAUUUCGCCACCAGCGUUGAGUAUCUCUAUCUCGUUUAUGGCAUCGUGGGAGGACUCGGUUUCUGCAUGAUAUACAUGCCCGCGGUGUUGACCGUUGGGUUCUACUUCGAGAGAUGGCGCGCGUUGGCCACAGGACUCGCGCUGUGCGGUUCCGGCGUCGGCACCUUCGUGUUCGCACCACUUACCGAGACGCUCAUCCACGGACUCGGCUGGAGGAUGACCAUUCUUAUACAUGCAGGUUUUGUUCUGCUGUGUCUCGUAUGUGGGGCCCUGUUCAGACCGAUCAACCCAGUACGAGUGACAUUAGCUGAUCAACAGGAAGAAGAUACUUCGCGUCGACAUGAGGAGGCUGUCGAAAAGCUAAAUUCGAUGUUAAAACUUCACAAUAAACUCGAUUCUGGUAUAUCGAUGCCAACAGAGAUGAGAUUUACGAACAAAGUUAGUCCGCAUACUUGGAUGGGCGUCGCUAACAAUACACGUUAUCCGACCGCUGAAGAAAUAUUUCGAGGAAGUAAUUCCCAUCUCAGCAGACGGUCGUCGGCAACGGCAAGCACAUUGAAGAAUCAUGGCAAUAAACCAUUCCAUUUUAUUGCCGUUCCAGUUGCAGAAAAGGAUGAACAAGAAGACUCUAACAGCAAUAUCGACAACGCUGAACCUCUGAUAUCUGAAUCAGUUAAAGUAGUAACCAGGGAUGCAAGAUCUCGUCGUUCUCAUAUUGAUUUGGUUGCGAGACCUUUCUAUCGUGAUGACAUCUUCUUCGGUGGCAGUCUAGCAAGAGUACCGCAAUACACUUCUCGAACUUCUCUGGGUUAUCAUCUACACGUUACACAUGUUCCCACACAAGAAGACGCUCAAGAAGAACACUCUGGCAAAUGCCGACUAUGUCCCGAAGCUGUGAGACGUGCUUUAGCUACAUUAUUAGAUGUCAGUCUAUUCCGAUCACCGACGUUUUUGAUUCUCGCUGUGAGUGGAUUCUUUACGAUGCUGGGAUUCUUCGUACCUUAUAUGUAUGUGAAACAAAGAGCGGAACUUAAUGGAGUUGGUAAAGCGAGUAGUCUUAUGCUUGUAUCAGCCAUUGGCGUUGCUAAUAUCAUUGGUCGUAUCGCAUGCGGACUCGUUUCUUCCACACCAAAAGUAUCUCCUUUGUGGUUAAACAAUAUAGCCCUUUCUGCUGGCGGGAUUGCGACCAUGAUCAGUGGACUCUGCUAUGACGAUUUCUAUCAGUUCGGAUAUUGUGCUGUCUUUGGACUUUCAAUUGCGUGCUUCGCAUCACUUCGUUCGAUCCUCGUCGUGGAGUACAUCGGACUAGAGCAGCUGACGAAUUGCUUCGGGUUAUUCCUACUGUUCCAGGGUUUCGGUGCGCUUUUGGGUGCACCAAUCGCUGGCGCCCUAAUGGAUAUGACAAAGAGUUACGAAAUAUCUUUCUAUGUUUCCGGCGGUUUCCUCCUCCUCUCUGCCGUGAUGUGUUAUCCCGUGGACUACAUCAGUAGAUGGGAGAAAUCAAGAAACAAACUCGCUUCGACACCAAAAGUGUGAAAAACAUCAUUUUUGCUCCUGGCUUCUAAGAACCAAGUGAAUAUUACUGUAAAAAAACUAUGAAAGAAUCUGACAUAUGUUUUUAACUUUUUAUAGUCUAUGGUCCGUUUUAGGACGCUUAAAAUCAGUGUUUAUUUAAUUAUGUUUACAUUUUAGUGACAAUUAACACUGCCCUGUACUUUCCACACUUUUAGACUUCCUAUUAACGGUUAAUAUUUUUAAAUGAGAUUUAGAAAACUAGGAAUGGGGUUAAAUCUAUUUUCUAAUUUUUAUGGGACGUUUACACCCUAUAAACAAUUUCAAAAUAUUUAAUUUAUAGGUAUAAUUAUGAGUAAAUUGUAUAUUGUAAAAUAAAUCCGUACUUAUUAUUGUAUAUUUGUUACAGAAAAAAAAAAUCGUAUUGUCUAAUGAAUGUGCUCUCUGAUUAUAUUAAAAAAUAGGAAUACAAUAAUUGAAUACAUAUCCUUUGUACUUACAAACAUCACAUACUUGCCAUAAACAAUUUGCAUAUUUAUAACGAUGUAAAUUGAUAAGUGCCUAGAUUUGUGUAGUUACUGUAAAUAUUAUUAAAUCAAUGUUACAGGUAAUGAAUAUUUAUACCAUACUGAAAAGGAAUUUUGAUGUUGCAAAGACUCGAUCGAGUUAAAUAAAUGCAUUUAAAAAUAAUAGUUUAGUAGUAACUUAUUAAAGUACAAAACUCGAUAUAUAGUAUAUAACUCGAUAUAUACUAUAGUACAUCUUUUAUUCGUUUUCCUUGAUAUUGAGUAGAUCUGAAGCCAAAAUACACGUACUUAGUACUUAAUUACGUGAAAAUGUUGAAUUUGAAUUAAAACUUAAGAAUCGAUCAAUUAACGCUUAUGUGAUAACUGCGGAGACAGAGAACUUAAAAUUUACUAAGAGCAAUUAAGACUGGUCACAUUUUUAUCAUUUCAGUUAAAUUUGAAGAAAAAAUAAAGUUGCUAGUCACACUUUAAUGCUCUAUUUUUAAAUGUUACACGAACAUAUUUUGUAUUUAUUACAAAAUAAGAUAGGUUUUCAAAAUGUCUAUAUAAAAAGUGUAAACUUGCUUACACUUGUUUGAUACGCAUACAAUUUUCACAUUAAAGUACAAUACAACACAAUUGUAACGUCGUUAACUUCAUUGUGUAGUGACACAUUAUACCAUGACCACAUCCGCGUUGAUCGUGACGAAAUUUCAUAACAAUGAAAUGAUAAGAAUAAAAUAACGUUUUACAGCAAUAGCCUAUUCCAACUUAAAGAGGAUAAAAGCCAAAUAAACAACAUUUGACAUAGAAUAGACGCGAUAUCAUUGGUGGUUGAAUAAUCUAUGUAAUAUUUAAUAUGGGUUUGAGUUUUGUAAGUGAACGAGGCUGUGUUCCUUCGGAAGUUAAUUAAAGUAGUUAAUUGGAAUAUUGUUACAUUAUAAAAAAAAAAAAUAAUAAUCAAGAACAGUCAGUCGUAACAAUAUAUGUGAACUAUUAGCCAAUUGCAUAGAAUACGUAAAUCAAGAUUUGUAUAUCUUUAUUCUAUCUUUGAUUGGAAUAGGCUAUACCUAAAUAUUAAGUACAUAAUAAGUUUCGGAAUAAACGACACAGAUGUGGUCGUAGCAUUAGCUUUACUAUACUUAAUUCAAUAAAAAUGUACCCUGUUAUCUGUAUAAGCGGUACAUCAUAUUAUAAGACUUGUUAAUAUUAUAGGUCUUGCAUGUGUGUGCAAAAUGAGUGAUUUUAUUAUAUUAUUCAUAGGUUAGAUAAUUUGAUUGUUAUCAAUGUUUGUGCCUUAUUGUAUGAAGUGAUACUUAUCGUAUUUUAGAUAUUGACAUUUAAGUUUAACUUUUAUCAAGAAAAAAAACUUGAAGUAAGCCGAUGAAGUUCCAAAAACCCAUUAUAUACUAUUUUUAAGUUAGUUUCCUUUUCUAUGUAAUCCUAACUUAAAGAAUAAGUAAUAUGUUAUACGACUUUGGCUGUGGUCUAUAUGGAUAGCAGAUUGAAAAUCAUAGUCAUAAAUGUUUAGUUUUUCGUAUUAAACUAUUUCUAUGUCAACCUUUGCCUAGUUGAAUAUAUACAAAUUUGUUGACAUAUAAACAAGAUUAUUUUUUUUCUAGAAUUUAUUACAGUUCUGGUCAUACCUGGUCCUUUUUUGUUUGUUAUUUGAUGAUAAUUUGUAUAUAUGGGUAUCAUUAUGGUGAAUCUGUUGAUAUAGUUUAUAGAUUAGAAAUAUUUUUAUUUGCAUUUCGAAAUAAUGACUAUGAUUUACGACUGACGAAAAUAUUCUGUUAACAAAUGUAUGCCACAAAGUCAAUAAUUUAAGAUUUAAACACGCUUGCUUUAUUUUCCGAAUUAUUUAUAAAAUAUAAUGCAAGCAGGCUUUGUCUUAUCAUUCGAAAGUAAUAAUAACGUCCGCAGCAAAUUCGUAUUAAAUAUGAUACUUUUGUUGUUAA